This is a messenger RNA of Lasiosphaeria miniovina, 1613 nucleotides long. RefSeq lists its product as uncharacterized. Lineage: Eukaryota; Fungi; Ascomycota; Sordariomycetes; Sordariales; Lasiosphaeriaceae. The transcript is spliced from 2 exons. Gene Ontology annotation, molecular function: FMN binding; NADPH dehydrogenase activity; NADP binding. The record is from RefSeq and is a predicted model, not a curated record. Bases 157 to 1455 code for a protein of 432 amino acids. Gene Ontology annotation, cellular component: intracellular anatomical structure.
UGAGUACAUCUUGGAUUCUCGAUAUCGCUCUCAAGUUUCAUAAUAUUCCAAGCUUACCUCACAUUUGCAUUAUUACAAGCAUAAAUCGGGCAGGGGACGCUGUUAGCACCUUGUCAAACACUCUAAAUCCAUCCCAAAAAACCCCCACACCCAAUCAUGACUGUCCGAAAGCUUACGGCAACCGUUGCGGCCCCCGGCGUGCCCUUCUUCACCCCAGCCCAGGACCCGCCCGUCGGAACGGCGCUCAACACGGACAAUGACAAUGGCGCCGGCACCAAGACGCCGACCGUCUUCACCCCGCUCAAGCUCCGGUCGCUGACGCUGCAGAACCGGUUCGCCGUCAGCCCCAUGUGCAUGUACUCGGCCGACGAUGGCCACCUCACAGACUUCCAUCUCGUGCACCUCGGGGCUAUGGCCAUGCGCGGCGUUGCCCUCACCAUCUUCGAGGCCACCAGCGUCACACCCAACGGCCGCAUCUCGCCCGAGGACAGCGGCCUGUGGACCGACUCGCAGAUCGCGCCGCUGAAGCGCAUCGUCGACUUCAUCCACUCGCAGGGCCAAAAGGCCGGCAUCCAGCUCGCCCACGCCGGCCGCAAGGCCAGCACCGUCGCCCCCUGGCACACCCAGAGCCGCGGCCACGGCGAGGCUGCCACCGCUGCCCAGGGCGGCUGGCCCGACAAUGUUUGGGCACCGUCCGCCAUCAAGUUCUCGCCCAAGUUCCCCCAGCCCAAGGAGAUGACCGUCUCCGAGGUCGAGGGCCUGGUCGACAGCUUCGCCAAGGCUGCCAGCCGCGCCGUCAGCGCCGGCUUUGACACGAUAGAAAUCCACGCUGCGCACGGCUAUCUGCUCACAGAGUUCCUGUCGCCCAUCACCAACAAACGCACAGACCAGUACGGCGGCAGCUUCGAGAACCGCACGCGGCUGCUGGUCGACGUGAUCAAGGCGACGCGGGCGGUGAUCCCCGAGACGAUGCCGCUGCUGGUGCGCAUCUCGGCGACCGAGUGGAUGGAGUGGACGGGCGGCGAGUCGUGGGACCUGGCGCAGAGCAUCCGGCUCGCGAAACUGCUGCCGGACCUCGGCGUCGACCUGCUCGACGUCAGCUCCGCCGGCAACAACGCCGAGCAGCGCAUGCAGAUAACGCCCACCGUGCAGAUCGACCUCGCCAGCGAGAUCCGCGAUGCUGUCCGUGCCGCCGGCAAGACGCUGCUCAUCGGUGCGGUCGGGUUUGUUAACACGGCUGAGAUUGCCCGCCGCGUUGUUCAGACUGAUGAUGAGGGUCUGGUGGAUGUCGACGGCGAGCACGGGCAGAAGACUAAGGCCGACCUCGUGCUCGUCGCGCGCCAGUUCCUCAAGGAGCCAGAGUUUGUCCUCAGGGCGGCGCACCAGCUCGGCGUCGAGGUUAAGUGGCCGCUGCAGUACGGCCGCGCGGCCUGGGCCAAGGGCGAGAAGUUGUAAAAGGGGGGAAUAUGAAUGAGGAUAUGAAUGUCAUGAGUGCGCCUAGGUGACGUGUAAUUUAUUUAGCAUGGCGACGAGAUUUGUAUUUUGCUUUUUAGUGUUACGACGUUAGAGAGGCGAGGCAUUAGACAGACUUUUUGAAUCACUUUUUAUCUUGG